UGACCGUUGGGCGGCGCCGCGCGCCCCCUGAGCUGCUGAGGGGAGCCACGUCCGGUCCCCCGCCCCCGCCCUCCGGCUGGAGCGGCGGCUGCUGCGGAAGUUUCUCGACGUCUUCCCGUCAAGCUGGGAAUAUGGUGUCUCUGUCGGCUAACGGCAGCGGUGUGCUUCCGGAUUGCUUUGAGCCCAGUCAUGUCCAGCCGGGAGCCUUGCUCCCACCCGGAGGUGGCCAAAAGCAGUGGCAUGGAGAUAUCACUCAGGAUCUCCGAAAUCAUCUUGUUCAUAAAUUAGUGCAAGCCAUAUUUCCUACUCCUGACCCUGCAGCACUGAAGGAUCGGCGUAUGGAGAACCUGGUGGCAUAUGCUCGGAAAGUGGAAGGAGAUAUGUAUGAAUCGGCAAAUAGCAGGGCAGAGUACUACCACUUGCUAGCUGAGAAGAUCUAUAAGAUUCAGAAGGAAUUAGAAGAAAAACGAAGGACCAGGCUGCAGAAGCAAAACAUGAUACCAAAUGCACCGGGCAUGCCGCAGGCUCCCAUGAAUCAAGGGCCCAGCAUGGGACAGCCCCAGCCAGGGAUGUCUGCAACUCUGGAGGAUUGUUUGAGAGACCUGAGCCUGGAGGAUCACUGACACUGCUGAAAUCUGCCAAUCAAGGUGCAUGCAGCAGGAUUUAAGAGAUCACUGCCACCCUCAAACUGUAAUUAGGAUAUUGCCCCAAUCACUGCUCAGAAUACUCCAUGUGAUUAGCACUGAUAGUAACUCUCCUUUGCUAACAGAAUGACAGGCUGUAGCCUUGUUUUAGAGCCUUUGGAUUGUCUGAAACAGCAAUCCAUAUAGCUCUGUAACAUACAUAAGACUUUGAACUAAGCUUUUUCUUGCUACUUGACCUCAGGCCGCAGCUAACACUUUAUUAUAUGCGCAAGAUAGGAACUGUGCAUGUUUCACACAUUUGUUCAGCUACUCACUACAAAAUCAAUGCAGGCAUUUAUUUACUUACUUUUUACAGUGUGAGCAGAAUGAAGGUGAUAACAAUAACAAAAAAAGGAGUAGAAUGGGAAGUAGAACCAACUCCAGGGAACAUACCUUCUUCUUAAAAGAGAAUGAUUGCCAGAAACAUACCGAGAGACACUUACUUCUUGGCUGUUCUUGACAGUGAGCUGGGAUGAGGGAUGUUGCUAGCAACAAGGCUAAGACCACAGUAGUUUCCUGUGGAGGAAAAAAAAAAUCCCAAGAGGGACAGAAGCCAUUGUACUAUAAAGAAGCUAUGAUAUAAAUGCAUACAAAUUUUAAAACCUGUUGCAUAGUACAGUGAGCACUUCCAGAGCUCUGCUGCAUAGGGGAUGCUUUUUUGCCAAAUAAAAUGUCUGUAUCUAUUUA
Messenger RNA from Dromaius novaehollandiae (emu), 1370 nucleotides. RefSeq names its product histone acetyltransferase p300-like. Bases 132 to 623 code for a protein of 163 amino acids. Gene Ontology annotation, biological process: positive regulation of transcription by RNA polymerase II. Gene Ontology annotation, cellular component: histone acetyltransferase complex; transcription regulator complex. NCBI's taxonomy places the organism in Eukaryota, Metazoa, Chordata, Aves, Casuariiformes, Dromaiidae. Gene Ontology annotation, molecular function: chromatin DNA binding; histone acetyltransferase activity; transcription coactivator activity. The transcript has 4 exons. The record is from RefSeq and is a predicted model, not a curated record.